This is a messenger RNA of Penicillium olsonii, 579 nucleotides long. The record is from the annotation of a GenBank genome assembly. Lineage: Eukaryota; Fungi; Ascomycota; Eurotiomycetes; Eurotiales; Aspergillaceae.
AUGCUUCCUCCAGCACUCAAUAUUCCAAAAUGGCUGGAAGAGAACUCUCACCUCCUACAGCCACCAGUCAACAACUAUUGUGUUUACCAUCCUUCAACGCCGGCAACAGCCGGGUAUACAGUAAUGAUAGUGGGAGGGCCAAAUGCGCGAACGGAUUUCCACAUCAACAGUACUCCUGAGUUCUUCUACCAGUACCGAGGCUCAAUGCUGUUGAAGACAGUCGAUACCACAACCAUACCUCCGACUUUCCAGGACAUCCCUAUUCAGGAGGGCUCGAUCUUCCUGUUACCCGCCAACACACCACAUUGCCCCGUGCGGUUCAAGGACACGGUUGGCGUGGUGAUGGAGCAGCCCCGAGCGGCAGGUGCGGUGGAUUCUAUGCGGUGGUAUUGCCGAAACUGCAAGGAGAUUGUGUGGGAGAAGGAAUUUGUCUGCGUUGACUUGGGAACGCAGGUGAAGGCCGUCGUUGAGGAAUUCGCGGCUGACGAGGAGAAGCGCAAGUGUAAGGGCUGUGGUGAGGUCGCAGCUUCACGAUAUGCAGAUGGUGAAAUAGUGCAGCCGCCAAAUGUGCUGGCAUAG